Molecule: messenger RNA, 432 nt
Organism: Didymella exigua CBS 183.55
Lineage: Eukaryota; Fungi; Ascomycota; Dothideomycetes; Pleosporales; Didymellaceae
Exons: 1
Coding region: 1-432 (143 amino acids)
Source: RefSeq, a predicted model, not a curated record
AUGGCUGCCCAUGUUGGUUUGGAAGAGAAGGUUGGUCUUCGAGUAUUACCGGGGGCGCACUACAACUCCGAGGUCCAUUGUGGGAUAUACUCAGCAGAUGAUAUACCCUUCCGCGAACGUCUAGACCCCUUGAGUGACAACAUUCGGUUUUACGAUCAGUCUCAGUGUGUAAGAUUAAAUAUCGAAAACAUCAGCACGCUUUUCUGUAAUACACACAUUUACAUGUGUGGUGCAGACCGCACAAACGCCGCCGUGAAGGCUGCUGCGACUGCUGCUAGCUUAGAGGAAGGUAAUGUGCAUUAUGAGGCUCAACGAGUUGAUGCGACAAGCGACCAUUUCGAGGCGAAGGUAGUCAAUCGAGAAGGUAAGAUUGUGCAGGCCAAGGGCAAGGAACCAGGCCGUCGAGCGAGGAGAAGGCUGCAACGAUGCUGA